AUGGCCUGCCCGUUCAAUAUUACAGUGGAGGUACCUAUCUAUAUGUGGCAUGCACCUAUAAUCCCACCAGCGAAAGGAACCCUUGAACUUGAAUAUCCAUUCCAUCCUACCACUCUUACCACUCACCAUUCAUACCAUGUAGAGACUGCCUCAUCGACGCCAGAAGUGCUGCCCAAGGAGGUUAUUUCCCCUCCAACUGCUCGAUUCAUCCUUACAAACUCCAGAACGGGAAUCGCUAAUCAGAUCGUCGCAGUGCGCAUCAACGCCUCUUUAGGCAGCCUCUUUCGCCGCCUCGCCUUCAACACACACGGAUUACAUGUCAGCUUGGGCAAGCCUGACGUUUAUCCACACCCGAUCACGAUCGCCAAUCAUGCCAUUGUGUUGACAUUCUGCAUGGCAUUUGACCAUGCAACGACUAUGCAAUCAGCCAAUCCAGCUGGCUUGAUCACACCUGAUGAGGUGAACGAAUUGAAUGAAACCCAAUGCACGACGACGCUGCGUGGCCUGUUUAUUCAAUGCGGCAAGAAACGAUGA
Trichoderma virens Gv29-8 is the source of this 534-nucleotide messenger RNA. RefSeq lists its product as uncharacterized. The transcript is spliced from 5 exons. The record is from RefSeq and is a predicted model, not a curated record. Bases 1 to 534 code for a protein of 177 amino acids. NCBI's taxonomy places the organism in Eukaryota, Fungi, Ascomycota, Sordariomycetes, Hypocreales, Hypocreaceae.